CGUUUGUUUCUCAUUAUUGGAUAAGAAUCAGAUGGCUAGGAUUUUAACAUAAUACUACAAAAUUCUCUUAACAUUCCCCCCUUCCAUUCUUGAAAUUGCUCACUGCAAAUGGUAUGAAUUUGAUAUCAGAUUGUACAAUUUCCCAGCUUGAUUGUGUUGUAUAAUGGCUUUCUAUGGCUACAAUGGUGAUGUCGGUGAGUGCAAUUGGACUCCCUAUGAUACUUCCUCUGAUUAUGAAUUUUAUAAUUCUUCUUCGUAUUAUGAUUCUUCGGUAACUCGAGCACAAGUGAAUUACUCUAUUUAUGAUAAACACGAGCCUGAUUUGAUCCAAUAUGAGUCGAUUCAGUAUUAUGAAAACAAGCCUGAUUUGAUCUCGUAUGAGCCGAUUCAGUAUUAUGAUUCUUCCAAUGGCAAUUACUAUGAUGCUUUUGAAUCUCGAUUUGAUACAAAUUACUCCGUCUAUAGUUACAGUGAGCCUAAACUUGUUCAGUAUGAGCCUCAUCCUUAUGCUAGGGUUUAUUUUUCAUCUGCGACAAAAUCCCAAGUCUAUAAUUCUACUGAAGAAUUCAAUGAAAUUGAUGAAUUUGAUGAAUAUGAUCCAACUCCUUACGGUGGUGGUUAUGAUCCUUCGGCAACUUAUGGCAGCCCUCUUCCUCCGUCCGAUCAAAACUGUUAUCCUCGUUCAACUCCACAAUCAGAAGGUGCAGCUUUGGACGGUUUCUCAUAUAGCUCAAUUCCUUCACCUUAUGGGGGAAACGAUAAACAAAUUGCAAUCAAAACUGAUCCACAGCCCCAAGGUGAAAGUGUAGAUAAGAUUGCCUUAGAUGGUGUGGGCAAUGAAAAAGUUAAAGAAUUACCUGAUCCACCACCCCAAGGUGCCAUUGAUGGUGUGGGCAGUGAAAUUGGAGAAUUAGGCGUGAACCGAGGCGAUGAAUUGCCUCUAUACAAUCAUGAUAAUGGAUUUGAGAAUGGGCAAUUUGGGAGACAAAUUCCAUAUGGUUCUGGUUUGGAAUGUUUGGAUCUUUGUGACAGUUUUUUUGGAUACUGGCCUUGCCUAGCCAAAGGAGAUCAGAAAAUGAAUGAAAUUUGCCCAGUUUGUGGUCAUGGAGGAAGAAGGAAUCCAUGGGAAAGUGCUGCAGAUUAUCUUUUUGGGACACCAUUAGCUUAUGAUGAGAGGAAUGAUGGAAGAUACCAGGAUACUGUGUAUAACUAUGGAGGUUAUUAUCAUGUGCAGCAGCCUCAAUAUGAAAGUUCAUGGCUGCAUUAAGUUCAUUCAACACAUUUUCAAAGUUUUAUGUCUAUAUAUUUCUUUGUUACCAUGCUUCAUCUGGAUAAAUUCCUCAUUGUUUUGUCACGAGUUAACUUUGUCAAUUUUUUUAUGCAUAAUCGGCACCAAAUCCUGAUAAAUGAGGAUUACCGUAUGUUUGUAGGUUGUGUUUGUGAAGAAUUUAGUUGUAUUGGACUUUUGAGUACGACAAAAUGUAAGGAUACAAUUAAGGAUUCA
This is a messenger RNA of Olea europaea var. sylvestris, 1504 nucleotides long. RefSeq lists its product as uncharacterized. The transcript has a single exon. NCBI's taxonomy places the organism in Eukaryota, Viridiplantae, Streptophyta, Magnoliopsida, Lamiales, Oleaceae. Bases 164 to 1267 code for a protein of 367 amino acids. Gene Ontology annotation, molecular function: phosphatidic acid binding; protein serine/threonine kinase activity. Gene Ontology annotation, biological process: protein phosphorylation. The record is from RefSeq and is a predicted model, not a curated record.